Momordica charantia (bitter melon) is the source of this 1079-nucleotide messenger RNA. NCBI's taxonomy places the organism in Eukaryota, Viridiplantae, Streptophyta, Magnoliopsida, Cucurbitales, Cucurbitaceae. The record is from RefSeq and is a predicted model, not a curated record.
GUUUGGUGAGGUUGUUUGCCAAGACUAGAAAGUGAGAGAGAAUAUGGGGAGAGGGAGAGUAGAGCUGAAGAGAAUUGAGAACAAAAUAAACAGGCAGGUCACAUUUGCCAAGAGGAGAAAUGGGUUGCUCAAGAAAGCUUAUGAACUCUCAAUUCUCUGUGAUGCUGAGGUUGCUCUUAUCAUCUUCUCUAACCGUGGCAAGCUCUUUGAGUUCUCUAGCUCCUCUAGCAUGACCAAAACACUCGAGAAAUAUCGAAGGUGCAAUUAUGGUGUAUGGGAGGCUACUCGCCAAGUAAAUGAGAAUCGGUCAUACAACUUUGACGAAUAUCUGAACCUAAAAGCUACAGUUGAAUUCCUGCAGCAAUCUCAAAGAAAUCUUUUGGGGGAAGAUUUAGGGCCAUUGAAUCCUAAGGAACUUGAACAGCUUGAGCAUCAAUUGGAGACAUCUUUGGAGCGCAUUAGAUCCACAAAGACAAAAUACCUAAUUGACCAGCUUGCAGAUCUUCAACACAAGGAACAAAUGCUUGUUGAAGACAACCAAGGCUUAAGAAAGAAGGUGGAAGAAAGAAGUGCACAAGUGGCAGCGGCGGCAGCCGCCACAUGGGACUGGGAAGCCGGCGGCGGAGGGCACAGCAUGGAGCAUCACAGCCGUGGUGCUUCACAAACAGACGCCUUCUUCCACCCCAUAAUACAAUCCACUCCCACUUUACAAAUUGGUUCAAUUUCUCUUGUGAAUUUCAGGUACAAUCCUGUUCACUCAGUGGGGUUGAAUAAUAAUGUUGGACCUCCAUCCCAAAAUGCCAAUGGAUUUCAGCUUGAUUGGAUGCUAUAAGAGUACUAUAGACACCAAAACUAUCUAUCAUAUUUUCUAAACAUAAAUUCCAGCUUAUGAAUCUUGGUUAAUUAAUUAAAUUCUCCACCCUCGAUAUUAUUUCGAGAUCGUUCCAUUUCUUAUCUUUUUCAUGCAUUCGGUUGUUCAUGUACAUAUAUAUACAUAUAACUUUGUUGUUUAACUUAGGAUUAUGACUCAAGUCAAAUCCAAACUUAAGACUUGUGUAAGUAUAAUAUACGUUUAAUUA